AUGACUUACGCAGUAUCGGCAACACAUACUAAAGACUGUGAAAGUCUAUUGUCAGCUGCAAUAUCGGCAAUUAUAGGUAUCGACAUACAGCCGUUCACUAAAAGUUUAGACUCGUCGUAUAAAAUUUCUCUAUUUGAUUAUCAUGAUAAAAUAUACAUAACAGGUGCAGUUGGUGACAUAUCAUCAGCUGCAGGAGACCCAAUAACACAGAUGACAGGUGAUGGGAAAAAUAUUUCUCCGUUCUCAGUUACACCAGAUGGGAUGUGGUUUUCAAAAAAAGUUCCACAAAUUCUCAGUAAAUCGAUUCAGACAAUUAUAAAGUCAUUAACUGGCAAGCUUAUUAGGUUGAAAAUGCUUCCAAAUAAAGCUAUGGAUGAAGUCAAAACUGAAUUACAAGACGUGGGAGACAUACGUGUCGAACAGCAACAUCUAAUAUUUACUGGAGAACAGUUAGAAGAUGAUAGAACAUCAGCUUAUUAUAAAAUACCCAAGGAAUCCACAGUACAUCUAGAGCUCCACUUGCGAAGUGAGCAUCAUGUAGCAAUUCUAGAUCCAUCGACUAUUGAUCCAAUUUACGAUUAUGAUUUUACGAAUAUAAAAGAUACAAACAACAAAUUUACACGAGGUGGAAAAAAAUAUGUUCGUCCUUGUGGAUGGAAACGGUAUGCCAUUAAAGUAUCGGAUAAAUAUGAAGACUUAAGAUGGUUAGGUCAAAUCAACGGUCCAGGUGAAUGGCCUGUAUCAUAUCAUGGAACUGGUCAAAAUGGAGCUAGUACUAUUGCAAUGGAUGGUUUUUAUUUAUCAAAAGGGAAAAAGUUUGCAUUUGGGCACGGAGUAUAUUCAACUCCAGAUAUAACUAUAGCAACAAAAUAUGCUAAAAAGUUCUCGUUCAAAGAUGAAAAUUAUCUAGUUCUAUUACAAAAUCGUGUUAAUCCAACAACAUUGGUGAAAAUAUCAUCUGAUAGAACUGGUGUAGGUGAAUAUUGGGUUAGUCCUAGUUACAAAGAUAUUCGUGCAUAUGGAAUUUGCAUUCGAAAAUUAUAA
Messenger RNA from Rotaria sp. Silwood2, 1044 nucleotides. Lineage: Eukaryota; Metazoa; Rotifera; Eurotatoria; Philodinida; Philodinidae. The record is from the annotation of a GenBank genome assembly.